AUGUAUCCACAGAUCGUCUUUAUCCGCGAUAAGAUGCCCGUCCUCAUUGACCGCGCCAAAGAGCUGCAAAUUCUCUCUCCUCACUGGGUCCUCAGUAUAGGCAAGGAAGCCAAGUUCAUAAGCACUCUAGAAGACAAGCUCCGCGCCACUCUACCCAGACUGAUUUCGCAGUUUGGCGUAGAGGCCACGAAGGAGGCCGCACCGGACUGGGAGUGGGAUUGGAAGCGCAACUGUUGGCGCGUUGUCUUCCGCAUCCCCAUCCGCGAGGUCGAAAUGGACCACGAAGUCGUCCUGCUGAGUGCUUGCACGUAUCAGACGGGCUUUGGCUGGCGCGUUGAGGAGAUGACGGGAGGGUCGCGAGACCAGGGAGUCUUGCCGGCGAAGUAA
Molecule: messenger RNA, 387 nt
Organism: Coniosporium apollinis CBS 100218
Lineage: Eukaryota; Fungi; Ascomycota; Dothideomycetes
Exons: 3
Coding region: 1-387 (128 amino acids)
Source: RefSeq, a predicted model, not a curated record